AUGAACUGUGUGGGGGAAAAACUAGGAAGGGUACUGUCAACCAUGACAGAUGCAAUCUUGGCCAGAGUAUAUAAACAUUGCGACCUAAUCACACUUGCAGAAGAAGCCGCAAUCCCAGUGAUAAAUGGGUUGUCUGAUUUUGAUCAUCCUAUCCAGAUUUUAGCUGAUUAUCUUACACUCCAGGAACAUUAUAGGUCCUUGAAUGGAUUGACCCUCAGUUGGAUAGGUGAUGGAAACAAUGUUCUAAACUCUAUUCUGUUAAGUGCUGCUAAAUUUGGGAUGAAUCUUCAUGUUGCUACUCCAAAGACUGCACAAGAAGCUGCUUCUGAUUGGACUUUCUUACACUGCUUACCCAGAAAGCCAGAAGAAGUUAACGAUGAAGUAUUUUAUUCUCCAAAGUCACUAGUUUUUCAAGAGACUGAAAACAGGAAAUGGACUAUUAUGGCUGUCAUGGUUUCCCUGCUGACAGACUAUUCACCACAGAUGCAAAUGCCUAAAUUUUGA
Molecule: messenger RNA, 504 nt
Organism: Thamnophis sirtalis
Lineage: Eukaryota; Metazoa; Chordata; Lepidosauria; Squamata; Natricidae
Source: RefSeq, a predicted model, not a curated record